AGCAGCAGCAAUCGCGGCAGCGGCGGCAGAGGCGGCGGCAGCUGCGCGCCUCGGGCCCAACCCCGCUCGGCUCCCCCUCUCGCCGGCGCCCUGCCUGCCUGUCUUGCGUGUGCGUGUGCGUGUGCUCAGCCUCAGCGUGAGGGGCACCUGCUCGUCUGGGCUCACAGCGGAGGCAGCCUCGCCGCGAGCUGCCGCUGCCGCUGCUGCCGCCACUGGUGCUGCCGCUCGCAGGCGCCAGGCUCCCCGUCGCCGCCGCCGCCGCCGCCGCCGCCGCCUCGCCAGCCAGAGUUGGGCUCCGUGGGCUUCCCCCCUCGCAGCCUCGGUCCUUCCCCGCUGCCUGCAAGUCAGCCUGGCUCCGAGUCACGUGUCAGUGCCUGAGGCAGAGACUGCGAGGAAAAAAACGCGCUUCAUUCCUUCUUCCACCGCCAUACUGUAUUUUAUACUAAAUCUCAUUUUUAUUACAACAUUUUACUCCCGCUCGGUGAGUACCUUCUCAGUGGCAUUCUUGUCCUAUUCUUUUUUUUUUUUUUUUUUUUGUUUUUUUUUUGUUUUUUGUUUUUUGUUUUUGUUUUUGUUUUUUUUCUUUUUUUUCCACUUCUUUGAUUAUUGUUUAUAUUUGGGAAAGCUGGAGGAGCAUGAUUUUGAGCCUUUUCCUGAAUCCAAGUUUUUCUAGCAUGCGAUCGUUCUGUAGACAAGGCGCUGUGUCUCGGAGUCCGCGGCGACCGUGCCCGCUGGGAGCGUCUCCCAAGUCCAGCAAAAUGUGCAACUGGUUUUAUGGAAAAAGCGAUGUGAAGUAUGGUGCCUAUUUUUUUCCUUUGUAAAAAUAAAAAGCAUGUUUCUAACUCUUUUUUUUGCAUACUCUUUUUCUGAUAACAUUUUUGUAUAGGUGGGAUUUUACGGCAGUGUUUACAAGUUUGUGGUCUUGCAAUACUGGUGCAAACCACUGAGCAAAGACAUUAAUUUUAUAUUUUUGUGCCCUUUUUGGAAGCCGGUGAGAACAAAUUCGUUUUUUUCCCUCCUGUUUUUGAUACCCAUUGAUAACAUGAAACUUUUCUUACAGCUGGUGACUGGGAUCAUUUUUAAGCAAAAUACUUUUUUCCUCCUUUAAAUUAACUAUGACUUUUGCACAUUUGACUUUUUUAAAAAACCGAGAUAAUUUUAUGAUAGAUAUCCUGAUAUCUAUAUCUAUAUUGUCCCUUAUUUCUCCCCCUUCCCUCCCCGUAAAUCAAUUUUCAAAUGAUGGCAGUGGAAGGUUUUUCUGGAAAAAAAAAAAAAAAAAAAAAAAAAAGAAGUGCGGUUUGGUUUCCUUGUCAACGGAGGAUGAAGUGAACAGCUGAGCAGCUCGCAGAGAGCAGGUACUUGGUCCCCUUGGAGGCGUUUCCCGGGUGUGCAGUGGCAACACUGGUCCUAGCAAAGAAAUGUGUGAGUGUGAGUGUGUGUGUGUGUGUGUGUGUCUGUGUUUGCGCGCGCGCAUCUCCGGGCAGUGUCCGCGCCCGAGGUGGGGAGAGCCGCGCCGGGAGCCAGGGAAAACCAAAGUCAGUUCCUGGCUUCAGGAUCGUUUUCUAGAUGUGCACAAAAUACAGUCCCCCCCCCCCCCCCCCCCCACCGUGAGCUGCGCCCAGGUUGUCUCCUGGCGGGGCGGGUGGUGUCUGCGCUGCGGGCGGCGCCGGCCGGGCACUAGGUGGCCAGCGGGCCCUGUAAGUUCUCCGAGGGCCACUUGCACAGCAGGAGGGGCGAGGGCCGUGUACGUGGCAGGGGACCCCCAGAGCACUCGGGAGAUGGGGGAAGAAGCGGCAGAGACCGCAUCUUCCGGAGGGACUGACUCCAGGCCACGCGGGCCGGAGCUCGAGACAUUUCCAGAGCCUUGAGGAUGGCACCGGCCCUCGCACGCUCAACUCCUGCUCCUCCUCUUCGCAAUGAGUAAACGACGCAGAUUAAAGCAAGGAGAGCCAAUCAUGACUGGCAAAACACAGACCAGCAAUGUCACCAAUAAGAAUGACCCCAAGUCCAUCAACUCCCGUGUUUUCAUUGGCAAUCUAAAUACGGCAAUUGUCAAGAAAGUUGACAUUGAAGCCAUUUUUUCAAAGUAUGGAAAAAUAGUUGGAUGCUCCGUUCACAAAGGUUAUGCAUUUGUACAGUACAUGAGUGAGCGACAUGCAAGAGCUGCAGUGGCUGGAGAAAAUGCCAGAGUCAUCGCCGGCCAACCACUUGAUAUCAACAUGGCAGGAGAGCCCAAACCAUACAGACCAAAACCUGGAAACAAGAGGCCCCUUUCUGCACUUUACAGACUUGAAUCAAAGGAACCUUUCCUGUCUGUUGGCGGUUAUGUCUUUGACUAUGAUUACUACAGAGAUGAUUUCUACAACCGGUUAUUUGAUUACCACGGGCGUGUGCCUCCACCUCCCCGUGCAGUAAUUCCACUGAAGCGUCCCAGAGUGGCAGUCACGACGACUCGCAGGGGGAAAGGAGUCUUUUCCAUGAAAGGUGGAUCGAGAUCUACUGCCAGUGGGUCAACAGGCUCUAAAUUGAAAUCAGAUGAGUUACAGACCAUCAAGAAAGAAUUAACCCAGAUCAAAACUAAAAUUGACUCCUUGCUAGGGCGCCUGGAGAAGAUUGAGAAACAGCAGAAGGCGGAGGCAGAAGCUCAGAAGAAGCAAUUGGAAGAGAGUCUAGUGCUGAUCCAAGAGGAAUGUGUGUCAGAGAUUGCAGAUCACUCUACAGAGGAGCCUGCUGAAGGAGGGCCAGAUGCCGAUGGAGAAGAGAUGACAGAUGGGAUAGAGGAGGACUUCGAUGAAGAUGGGGGUCAUGAGCUGUUUCUACAGAUAAAGUGAUCUGAAAUAACGCAUGAUGCCGCAAAGCAGAAGAGAAACUGUGACAACCCCCAGAAAUGUGAAAGGAGGUUUCUUAUUGGACAGCAGCAUCUUUGGUUCAAUUUAUAUAAAAACCCAAAUAAAUAAAAUGGACAGUAUUGCUCAAUUUUAGAAAUUCCAUUUCUUCUAUGUUUUAAGCUGUACAAUUGUCAGGUUUUUAUGGUUUAAAAUUGUAAAUGUGUUUUCCCCUUUGCUAAUUGUUUUUUUUUUUUUAGUCUUAAAAUGUGAAAGGCAUUUAUGAAUGGUAAGGGAGACACUAUAUACAAAUGUAUAUUUGUAAAAGCUAUUUUUAUGAUUAGCAUGUUUCACUGUUGAUCAUAUAUAAAAGGUGAUAUUGCAAUUCUGUAUUUAAAGCUUAUUUCCAACAAUGUCAUGUAAGAAAAUAUGCAUCUUAUGCUAGUUUUUAUAAUUUAUUUUUAAUUUAUAGUUUAAAGUACUUGAGAUCAUAAUGAUAAAAUACUUGAAAAAGUUAUAUUUCUGCCCUGUAUAAGUACCCUUUUUAUUAAUAAAGAAUGCAGAUAUUUCAGAUGUGAUAUAAUAGUUAAAGAACUGUUGGUUUGAUCUGUGAUUAAGUUGAGCAUGCUCCGCUCUACAGAACUAAAAUGAUCCAAUUAUUACUUCAGUCUGGGUAUGAGAUUCCAUGGACAGGUUUUAGUGUUCAUACAAGUAAGGACUAAAUUGCCAAGGAAAAGACUGUCUUGCCCUUGGAUCCAAAAGUUUAAAUUAGUGCAUACUCAUGUCAUUUCACCUCCUGUUCCUAGGAACUCUCCAUUCCCAAGCAUUGCAAGUGUUUUCCAGAUAAUCUUAGCUGUUGUCUUGUGCUGUGGAAAUGGAAGAAACCAUCUUCACAGACUGUAGGAGAAUUCAACAUAUAAUUUCUUAAUAAAUACUGUUUCUUUUAAAACAAA
Messenger RNA from Chlorocebus sabaeus (green monkey), 3778 nucleotides. It is a transcript of the gene RALYL, whose product is annotated as RALY RNA binding protein like. Gene Ontology annotation, molecular function: RNA binding. Gene Ontology annotation, cellular component: nucleus. Lineage: Eukaryota; Metazoa; Chordata; Mammalia; Primates; Cercopithecidae. The record is from RefSeq and is a predicted model, not a curated record.